Molecule: messenger RNA, 1851 nt
Organism: Medioppia subpectinata
Lineage: Eukaryota; Metazoa; Arthropoda; Arachnida; Sarcoptiformes; Oppiidae
Source: the annotation of a GenBank genome assembly
AUAUUAUUGGCAUCGCUUACGGGUGUGGACUGUAGUGCCGCCAACUGUUUAAUGUUUAACUUCUCACGAGUGGUUGAGUCAUACAAACUGAUGGUAAAACACGUUCGCGACGGCGAUCUCGAGAGCGCCCGACGACAGCAAAACGUGAUCACAGAUGAGGGACAGAGACACCGAUCGGCGGCCAAUCGUUUACUGUCGGCCAAAAAUCAGUUCAAUCAAGACGUUAAACAUCUAGCUCGAUUGACCCAGGGCAAACAAAAAUUGCUCAAAUUUAGGGGCGCAAUGGCGCCCGUACUUACGCCAUACGAUAGUAAAGGCGAAGUAAAUGUCUCGCAAAUACCCGCGUAUGUGAAGUAUUUGGUGGCCAACAAAGUGGACGGCGUCUACAUAUGCGGCACAAACGGCGAGGGAUAUAACCUGACCCUCGAUGAGAGGUUUGCGGUGAUUAAGGCCUGGCAUCAGGAGAUCCACAGCCAAAAGGCCGGCCUCUUAUCGGUGGCUAACGUCAGCUCAUACUGUCUGAAAGAGGCCGUAGAUCUGUCCAAACGGGUGGAGGCGCUGGGCGUCGACUCCAUAGCCGUAUUACCGCCCAAUUACUACCGACCCAACAGUAUUGCCGAUUGGGUUAACUUUAUUAAGGCUAUCGGCACCGCCGCGCCCAACACACCCCUCCUUUACUAUCACAUACCGUCGAUGGCCGGCGAGUUGAAUGUGGAUUUGGUGCAAGCGAUCGGUGAGGGACUGAAACAAGUGCCACAAUUGGCCGCUAUUAAAUUCACCGACGGCAACGUUGUCCGGCUGUCAGGCCUUCAACAAUACGCCAGUGAUCUGAAAGUCUUCCUCGGCUUCGAUCAGACACUGUUGACAGUGAUGACAGCCCUGGAGUACGACUCGUCGAUCAGUGCCCUCUGGAACCUACCAGAGCUGCCCGAAGUGUACAAACGGUUCCUCUCAUUCAAUGGACAGUUGGAUUUGGCCAAAGCCCGCGUCGAACAGAAUCGACUCAUCGCCGAGAAUACGGCUAUUAAGAGCACCGGUAACCCCAUUCUCACCGUUAAGUUGGCCUUCAAUGAGAAGGUUAAACAUCUGGGUAUUGAUGUGGUAGUCUAUUGUCUGACAUACAUUAUACGAAACGUUGAGUCGAGCGCUCGACUCGUCAGUCGGUGUCUAAAGUAUUUGGAAGAAAAUUUCAUUGAGACGUGUUUCACAAAUUUUACAACAAAAAUGUCAGUCUUGGAGCAAAGAAAGCAAAAAUUGCUACAAUUCAAGGGUGCGAUGGCCGCAGUCAUUACACCUUAUGAUAAGAACGGCAAAGUGGACGUCUCGCAAAUCGGCGCAUAUGUCAAGUAUUUGGUGGACAUCGGUGUGAACGGCGUGUAUAUCAUCGGCACCACCGGCGAGGGCUAUAACCUGACUAACGCCGAGCGGGUCGAGUUGGCCCGAGCCUGGCGUCAGGCGCUCGACAAACACAGGGCCCCAUUGCUGGCCGUGUUUAACGUCAGCUCCAACUGUUGGCGCGAGUCUCUCGACCUGAGCCGAGAGGUCGAGCGCCUGGGCUUCGACGCGAUCGCUGUUUUGCCGCCCAUUUAUUAUAAGCCAAACACCGUUGAGGAUUGGGUGGACGCACUCCGGCCCGUCGCUAAGGCUGCCCCCAACACACCCCUACUCUACUAUCACAUACCGUCAAUGGCCGGCACUUUUAACUUCGAUAUCGUGGACGCGAUCGGCGAAGGGAUCCGACAAAUACCGCAAUUGGCGGCAAUGAAAUUUACCGACGAUAACGUCAUCCGAUUUUUAGAGAUACAGAAACGACAUAAAAAUGUGUUCAAAAUUUUUAUCGGUUUCGAUCAG